Messenger RNA from Helianthus annuus (common sunflower), 2572 nucleotides. Its product is annotated as myosin-9. Bases 231 to 2282 code for a protein of 683 amino acids. The transcript is spliced from 5 exons. The record is from RefSeq and is a predicted model, not a curated record. NCBI's taxonomy places the organism in Eukaryota, Viridiplantae, Streptophyta, Magnoliopsida, Asterales, Asteraceae.
UGGGUUCAACGCUGUUCAAAAAGUGUUGGUUAGGUAACUCCAAAUUCCUUCUUCUUCAUUCGUAAUUCCCAAUAUUUUACUUAAACCCUAACGAUUCACCAUCAAUUUCUCACAAAUCUGCACACACAUUCAAUCAUAAUCCAUCCACAACACUUAACAACCCUUCAAUCAAUCAAUAAUUCAUCAAUUAAUCGAUCAAUCGAUCAGUUUCAGUCAAUUUUGACCUAACAAUGGCGGACGGAGACGAUAACGACGCCGUAUUGAGCGAUGUAGAAGAAGACGACAAUCCUCCGGCACCGAUCGUCACCGGACCGAUCAGUUCAAUCAGAACUCGAUCGUCAACAGAUGACGUAUCGAAUAAUAUAUCGAAUAAUGUAUCGAUCGAGAGGUUUCGAGAACUGCUAACGGAGCUAGAUCGGGAACGGCAAGCUCGUGAGGCAAUUGAGAAAUCAAAAUCUGAACUGCAGGUUUCAUUCAACCGGUUGAAGGUGUUGGCACAUGAAGCGAUCAAAAAGCGAGACGAGGUUGUUAGAUCGAACGAGAAGUUAUCGGUCGAAUUAGCGGAAACUGUGAAGGAGAAGGAGGAGUUGAUGAAACAGAAAGAGGAGGUUGUUAAGGAGUUGGAGGAAUCUGUUAAGGCUAAGGAAGGUGUUAAAUCGGAGAUCGGGACCGCUGCGCAGAUGUUAGUGACCGGAAUCGAUAAAAUAUCCGGUAAGGUUAAUCGGUUUAAGAAUUUUACUGCUGGUGGAUUGCCUAGGUCUCAGAAGUAUACCGGAUUGCCUGCUGUGGCUUACGGAGUGAUUAAACGGACUAACGAGAUUGUCGAGGAGCUUGUUCGACAGAUUGAGUUAGUAACCAAGGGUAGGAAUGAGGCUCGGGAGCAAAUGGAACAGAGGAGUUAUGAAAUCGCGAUUGAGGUGUCGGAGCUUGAAGCGACGAUCAGUGGGCUUAGAGAUGAGGUGGCGAAGAAGACGUCGGUUGUUGAGCGUUUGGAGAACUUGAAUGAGGAGAAAGAUGAGAUGAUGGGAGAGCUGGAAACCGAGUUGAAGGAGAAGCAGGAUUUGGUUAGUGAGUAUGGUGAUAAGUUGAGGGUUUUGGAGGAACGAAUGGAUUCGCAAAGGCCGUUGUUGGUUGAUCAGUUGAGUCAUGUUUCGAAGAUACAUGACCGGAUUUGUGAGGUUGUUAAGGUGAUUGACGGUGAUAAGAAAGCGGAUUUAUCGGAUUCGUUGUUUCUUCCACAAGAAACGGAUUUAGAGGAGAACAUGCGGGCUUCGUUAGCUGGGUUGGAGACCAUAAAUGAAUUGAGUUCGAUGGCGUUGGAGAAAAUGAAGGCUUUGGUUGCUGAAAGAAGUCGAGAAGUUAAAAGUCUGAAUGAAACAGUUAAUCAGUUGACAAGGGAGAAAGAGCAUAUUGGUUCUUUACUGAGGAGUGCUUUGUCAAGAAGAAUGUCCGCUGACCCGUCUUUAAAAACCAACGAGUUGUUUAAAGUAGCGGAAAAGGGAUUAAGGGAAUCUGGGGUUAAUUAUAGGUUUAAUAAUCAUACUGGGCAUGAAAAGACAGUUUCAAGUAAUAAGGAUGGUAAUGUGAAGUUAGAUGAUGACGAUGAUGAUGAAAUAUCUACUUUGGCUGGUGCUCUUGAGAAGAUUAUAAAACAGUCUCAGAUCGAGAUAAUUGAACUGCAACAUAGUGUUGAUGAAUUAAGGGCAGAGUCAAGUUUACUGAAGGAACGCGUUGAAGCUCAAGCUAAGGAGCUUCUGCAAAGUAAACAAAAGCUAGAGGAACUUGAAGAAAAAGAGAGAGUGGCAAAUGAAAAUGUUGAAGGGCUUAUGAUGGAUAUUGCUGCAGCCGAAGAGGAGAUCACUAGAUGGAAAGUAGCAGCUCAGCAAGAAGCUGCAGCAGGUAAAGCAGUGGAACAAGAUUAUGUAGCGCAGUUACAUACAAUACGCCAAGAACUGGAAGAAGCAAAACAAUCUGUAAUAGAAUCCGAAAAAAAGCUCAAAUUCAAAGAAGAAACAGCAGCUGCUGCCAUGUCAGCAAGAGACGCAGCUGAAUCUUCGUUAAAAUUGGCAGACACAAGGGCUGCUCGUUUGAGGGAAAGAGUAGAAGAGUUGACUAGUCAACUUGAAGAACUGGAUACACGAAGUAGCUUAAUUAACGGGAAAAGGCCUAGAUACAUAUGCUGGCCUUGGCAAUGGCUCGGUUUGGACCCAAUAGGACCCCGCCAGCUGGACACACACGAACAUACUUCAAAUGAAAUGGAACUUUCAGAGCCUCUUCUCUGAUAAGUGAUAACCUUCAUGUUUCUGGUCAGUUUUUUUUUUAAUCUAUACACUAAAAGUUAUAGUUUUGUUGUCAAUUUAUCGUGCAGCAGAUGCGAAAUCCCUGACUUUAGACAGUUUAUGUGAUCAACCGGUUGAGUUUGAAAAUUAAAAGGUGUAGAUUUUUAUCGAAGUGUGUAAUUAUUUGUUUUUUGAUUUUUACUUAUACCAAAGGGAUUGACAUACAGUGAGUUACACUUCCAUUGUAAAUGACCUGCAAUUAAAUUUGCUAAAGAUUUAUCGUGUUUUACUUA